Aureobasidium subglaciale EXF-2481 is the source of this 3114-nucleotide messenger RNA. RefSeq lists its product as uncharacterized. NCBI's taxonomy places the organism in Eukaryota, Fungi, Ascomycota, Dothideomycetes, Dothideales, Saccotheciaceae. The transcript is spliced from 15 exons. The coding region runs from base 1 to 3114 and encodes 1037 amino acids. Gene Ontology annotation, biological process: carnitine biosynthetic process; proteasome-mediated ubiquitin-dependent protein catabolic process. Gene Ontology annotation, molecular function: iron ion binding; proteasome-activating activity; ATP binding. Gene Ontology annotation, cellular component: proteasome regulatory particle, base subcomplex. The record is from RefSeq and is a predicted model, not a curated record.
AUGGCCGUACGGGUCAAUCGUGUUGGUCUAAUUAGGCUGCACAAGUUCGUUACCACGGGUCGAGGCGCGGCCUCCAGGCAGUGCUUGUUGGGAAGUGCACGAUCGCUCUCGAGCACACGUAUCCUUGCUCAGGCGAGUGAGACAACACCAGCAACCCACGGAUUUUCAAAUGGUCUAAAUCUCGGAAAGAUUGCGCUGAAGAAAGACGGCGUCUAUCUCGACACGAAGUUGCGGAUCUCGCCAUUUGCAGAGCUUGAAGUCAAUGAGCGUCCUGGCAGCGAAUCUCUACGCUGGGAUGGGGAGAGGCUGUACUUUGAGAACGCAGAUGGGGAGGACCGAACAUACGUCUCGAAUCUCUGGCUGAGUAUGGCUUGCUUCGAACGUAGACGAUAUCAGAGAUUGACGAGAACGCAGAUCGAUCCCGUUACAAAACCUGUCAAACUAAACAUACAGACCAAGUCUAAGCAGACUAUACAAAUUGAGUGGCAGGAUGGUCAUCAUAGCGAGUACCCACUCAAGGUGCUUCGCAAAGGCAGGCCAACUCAGACCAGUGUGCGGAGAAGAGGUCUACUCGAGCAAAUCAUGUUCGACAAAUCAAUCGCAGCUAACCCACCGACGGUUGAUUACAAAGAUGUCAUGGAAGCAGAUGGUAUUGCAGAAUGGACUCGUCAAAUUGUGAGACCAAUGCUGAUUCAAAAGAACGUACAUGGGUUCUCAUUUGUCAAGAACUGCCCAAUCGAUCCCGAUGCAACGCAAAGGCUUUUGGAGACGAUUGGUCCUAUACGUGAGACACAUUACGGUGGGUGUAUUUCGCUAUAUAUGGUCUCAUAUGUCAAGUUGAAGCUAACGGGACAAGGCGGUUUUUAUGACUUCACCUCCAACAUGGCAAGCAAAGACACUGCUUACACGUCACUGGCUCUUGAGGCACAUACAGACACGACAUACUUCUCCGAGCCAGCUGGACUUCAAAUGUUCCAUAUGCUUUCCCACACUGGUGGAUCUGGUGGAGAAUCCCUGCUAGUUGAUGGAUUCGCGGCAGCCAGACAGCUUUAUGCCGAGGACAAAGAGGCUUACAAGAUCCUUAGUACAAUCGGCGUCUGGGCACACGCAAGUGGUAAUGAGGAUGUUAGUAUCCAGCCAUAUGUAUGCUUCCCGGUGCUUUCUCACGAUCCUAUUAUGGGACAUUUGGUUCAAGUUAGAUGGAACAACGCAGACAGAGCUGCGAUUGAAGCGCCCAGCGACAUGAUAGACAAGUGGUAUGAAGCUGCCAGAGACACCAUGCUAAAGACAAGCAGGAAAUUCAACCACAUCUUGAACAGCCCACAGAAUCAGUAUUGGACACAGCUGCAACCAGGAAUGCCUCUGAUCUUCGAUAAUUGGAGAGUGUUGCAUGGAAGAGGUGUUUUCACAGGCAAGAGACGAAUGGCCGGAGGCUACAUCAACCGUGAUGACUUCGUCUCCAAGUUCAAGUUGACAAACUCGAGUAGAGAUGAAGUGCUUGAAGCGACUGUCACUGGGAUUGACGAAACGCGUGUAACUACGGGAGCAUGGGAAAUGGUGUUGGAGAGCGAAAGUCCGGCGGCAAACGCCGAGAGCGAUGUCAUUAUUGUUAAUACAACACCCCAUUUCACCACAUCUUCCAUCGCUGUUCCAUCGCCACAAGCUUCCGCUCCAUCCACCCCAUCGGCAUAUCAACAAAGAGCCGCCAGAAUGUCGACACUGGAAGAUCUUGACGCCCUGGAGCACCAGGACAAGAAGGAAGGCGAGGACAAGAGAGACGGCGAUGAGCAAGAUCCCAAGAAGCCCAACCAGGGCGGCGAUGCCGAUAUGAGGGAUGCCGACGGCGACAACAAGGGAGAAGAGGAGGAAGAGGUGCUGGACUCGGACAUUCUCAACUCAAGCACAAGAGACAUUGUCACAAGGCGGCGAUUGCUAGAAAACGACACGCGCAUCAUGCGCUCAGAGUUCCAGCGCCUCACACACGAGAAGCAAGCCAUGCUGGAGAAGAUCAAGGAUAAUGUUGACAAGAUCGACAACAACCGCCAACUCCCAUACCUUGUCGGCAACGUUGUCGAGAUUCUCGACCUCGACGUAGAAGAGGACGCCGCCGAAGAGGGCGCCAACGUCGAUCUGGAUGCCACCCGCGUAGGCAAAUCCGCCGUCAUCAAGACGUCAACCCGCCAGACCAUCUUCCUGCCUCUGAUCGGUCUGGUCGACCACGAGAAGCUCAAGCCCGGUGAUUUGAUCGGAGUCAACAAGGACUCAUACCUCAUUCUCGACACACUUCCUGCCGAGUACGACAGCAGAGUCAAGGCCAUGGAAGUCGACGAGAAGCCCACCGAAAAGUACACGGAUGUCGGUGGUCUGGACAAGCAGAUUGAAGAGCUAGUCGAGGCUGUUGUCUGGCCGAUGAAGGAGGCCGAGCGCUUCAAGAAGAUCGGCAUCAAGGCUCCCAAAGGUGCCCUCAUGUACGGCCCUCCCGGUACUGGAAAGACUCUCCUCGCUCGUGCAUGCGCCGCUCAAACAGAAGCCACCUUCCUCAAGCUGGCAGGCCCCCAGCUCGUUCAAAUGUUCAUUGGUGACGGUGCCAAAUUGGUACGCGACUGCUUCGCUCUGGCCAAGGAGAAGGCUCCCUCAAUCAUCUUCAUCGACGAGCUUGACGCUGUCGGUACAAAGCGUUUCGACAGUGACAAGAGUGGUGAUCGUGAAGUCCAGCGUACCAUGCUUGAGUUGUUGAAUCAGCUUGACGGUUUUGCUAGCGACGACAGAAUCAAGGUUCUCGCCGCAACAAACAGAGUCGAUGUUCUGGACCCUGCCCUGCUCCGCUCUGGUCGUCUUGACCGCAAGAUCGAAUUCCCUCUGCCCAAUGAGGAGUCUCGUGCUCAGAUUCUGCGCAUUCACAGCAGAAAGAUGACUGUCGAUGAGGGCGUCAACUGGCCCGAGCUGGCAAGAAGUACCGAUGAGUUCGGUGGUGCCAUGCUCAAGGCUGUCUGUGUCGAGGCUGGAAUGAUUGCACUCCGUUCAGGACAGUCCAAGAUCAUUCACGAGCACUACGUUGAUGCGAUUGCCGAGGUUCAAUCGAAGAAGAAGGAAUCAAUCUCCAUCUACGCUUAA